GCGGGGCCUGGGACUGCCGCCCAGAGCGACGGGUUGGGCCCGUGCGGUGCGGUGCGGUGUUGUGCGGUGCGCUGCGGUCCGCGCAGGGGGAUGCGCCCGCAGAGAAAGCAGCGGAGCCGGUAGUGGCUGUUGGCCGGAGAAGAUGGCAGAAGGCGCCGGCCCUCAGCGGGCAGAGGAGCAUGGCGGUCAGCGCCCGCCCGUCAGGAGCAGCAGCAGGCCGCGGGAGGAAGGCUCCCUCUCCUCCUCUUCCGGAGGGCGCCUCAUCCCCGUCGUCUUCCUCGCCCUCCUCAUCGACCUGCUGGGGUUCACCCUCAUCCUGCCCCUGCUGCCGUCCAUCCUCGACCACUUUGGCCAGUCCGACGAUCGUUUCUACGCGGCCCUGCAACGCGGCGUGGACUGGUUCGCCGCGGCCAUAGGCGUGCCGGCCGAGAGGAAGUACAACGGCGUCUUGUUCGGAGGUCUCAUCGGCUCCAUCUUCUCCAUCCUGCAGUUUCUGUCCUCCCCGCUGACGGGAGCGGCCUCGGAUUCCUACGGCCGGAGACCCAUCAUGCUCCUGACGUUGGUGGGGCUGAUAGCGUCGUACGCCCUUUGGGCCGUCUCCAGGAGCUUCGGGGGCUUCCUGCUGUCCCGCGUGGUCGGCGGAUUAAGCAAAGGCAACGUCAGCCUCUCGGCCGCCAUCGUCGCCGACCUGCCUUCUCCCAAAGUUCGGAGCAGGGGCAUGGCUAUGAUCGGGAUCGCCUUCUCGCUGGGAUUCACCGUGGGACCCAUGAUCGGCGCCUACUUGUCCGCGGGGACGGGGAAAGGAGCCCCCUUCUACCUCCCUGCGGCCCUGCUCGCUCUCGGCUUCGCCGUCUCCGACCUGCUCUUCAUUUACCACCUCCUGCCGGAGACGCUUCCUGAAGAAAAGCGGGCGCCCUCGGUGAAGUCAGGAUUCCAAGCGGCGGCCGACUUGCUCAGCCCUUUCUCCUUGUUCCAGUUUUCCGCGGUCACCCGAGAGCCCGACGGCCCCCGCGGACAAAACCUCGGGAACCUGAAGGUCCUGGGUGCGGUUUACUUCCUCUACCUGUUCUUGUUCUCGGGACUGGAGUACACCCUCACGUUUGUCACGCAUCAGCGCUUUCAGUUCAGUAGCAUGCAGCAGGGGAAGAUGUUCUUCUUCAUCGGGAUCACCAUGGCGGCCAUCCAGGGAGGCUACACGCGGAGAAUCGAACCGGGCGCCGAGAUCCGGGCUGUGAGACGGGCCAUCCUGCUGCUGGUGCCGGCCUUCCUGCUCAUCGGCUGGGCGCGCAGCCUCCCGGGCCUGGCCGCCGGCCUGCUGCUCUACUCCUUCGCUGCCGCCGUCGUGGUCCCCAGCUUGUCGGCGGUGGUCUCCGGCUACGGUUCGGCCGGUCAGAAAGGAAGGAUUAUGGGGACGCUGAGGAGCCUGGGAGCGCUGGCCAGGGCCGUGGGGCCCGUCCUCGCAGCCACAGCGUACUGGCUGGCGGGAGCCGAGGCGUGCUACACCCUGUGCGCCACGCUCUUCCUGCUUCCCGUCCUGCUCCUGGGCCGCCUGCGGCAGGAGACCAAGACCGACUGAUCGCCUUCUUCCCGCCCGGGGCUCGUUGGCCCCGUGGACCACUGGCCCCAGCUCUUCCACUGGUUCCCCUUAUGGAUGAGGCCCACUUGGUCCGGGGUCAAAGGUCAGCGGACGGCUCAAAGGAGUCCUCUCGGCCGGGAACGCCGAGCGCCCAGACCGUUCUCCGUGGAAAUGAUAAUAAAUAAAUGAUAAUAGCAUUU
Tachyglossus aculeatus (Australian echidna) is the source of this 1776-nucleotide messenger RNA. RefSeq names its product major facilitator superfamily domain containing 10 (gene SLC75A1). Gene Ontology annotation, molecular function: transmembrane transporter activity. Gene Ontology annotation, cellular component: brush border membrane. NCBI's taxonomy places the organism in Eukaryota, Metazoa, Chordata, Mammalia, Monotremata, Tachyglossidae. The record is from RefSeq and is a predicted model, not a curated record. Gene Ontology annotation, biological process: transmembrane transport. The coding region runs from base 143 to 1576 and encodes 477 amino acids. The transcript has 13 exons.